AUGGAUAAGAGUUGGAUGUAUAAGUCAAGGUUGAGCCAAGAAUAUGAACAUGGAGUGGAAGAAUUUCUUAAGUUUGCAUUCGAUAAUGCAAGCCAAGAUGGUAUGAUUGUAUGCCCUUGCAUAAAGUGCGUAAAUAUUCAUUGGCGAACCCGUGAAGCAGUGCUUGAACAUUUAAUAUGUGAUGGAAUUCUACAAGGAUACACAUGUUGGUUUUUCCAUGGAGAACGUGUUCCAUCACACACUACUAAUAUAUCAACAACUGUCACAGAUGCUUCAAUUUUAAAUUCUCAUAACAUAACCCCUCAAGUUAGGAAAGAUGGCAUGGAUGAAUUGUUAAGGGAUGCUUUUAAUAUGCAUCAAGUUGAUCAAGAGACUUCGGGUCCUAAUAUAUGUAAUACUGAUGUUGAAGUGAAUGUUGGGGAUGGCACUGACAGGGGGGUAGAUGAUGAACCAUCACCGGAAGCUGCAAAGUUUUACAAGUUGCUGAUAGAAAUGAAUGAAAAACUUUAUGAGGGAUCCAAGCAUUCUAGAUUGUACUUCUGCAUUCGCCUGUUUCAUCUUAAAUGCAUGUGUGGGAUGACUGGAAAAGGGCUCGAUCUAUUGAUUGAAUUUCUAAAAGAAUUCUUUCCCUCAGCUGCUAUUCCUAGAAGUAGUCAUGAUUCCAAGAAGGUCAUCAAGGAUUUGGGUCUUGGGUAUGACAAAAUUCAUAGUUGCCCUAAUGACUGCAUGCUAUAUUGGGAUCUUAAUGAACAUCAACAAUCUUGUCAUGUGUGUGGGCAUUCCCGCUGGGUGUCGAAUGAUCCCAAACAAUCUUUGGAUGAUGAUGGUGAUAUCGUUAAUAAGAGACCUGCAAAGGUUUUACGGUAUUUUCCUCUAAUACCGCGCUUGCAGAGGAUUUUCAUGUCUUCUAAGACUGCAGCUGAUAUGGUUUGGCAUGUUACUGGUCGAUCAAAUGAUGGCUGUUUGAGACACCUCGCGAUCGCCGAGGCAUGGAAAUCAUUUGAUGCAAGAUAUCCAGAUUUUUGCUUCGAACCACGCGAAAAUGUUAGGGCUUGGUCUUUCUUCAGAUGGAUUUAA
Molecule: messenger RNA, 1077 nt
Organism: Dioscorea cayenensis subsp. rotundata (Guinea yam)
Lineage: Eukaryota; Viridiplantae; Streptophyta; Magnoliopsida; Dioscoreales; Dioscoreaceae
Exons: 1
Coding region: 1-1077 (358 amino acids)
Source: RefSeq, a predicted model, not a curated record